Molecule: messenger RNA, 753 nt
Organism: Prunus mume (Japanese apricot)
Lineage: Eukaryota; Viridiplantae; Streptophyta; Magnoliopsida; Rosales; Rosaceae
Product: protein FAR1-RELATED SEQUENCE 5-like
Source: RefSeq, a predicted model, not a curated record
AUGAUGUUGUGGCCAGUAUUCAUUGAUGUUGAAAGUGAUGAAGAAAACGUAAGAGAAAAAGAUCCAAUGAUUGUUAACCGUGUAGAAAAUAUUGAUGAAGAUUUGCUUGGAAGGGUUGUAUCCACUGAAGAGGAAGCUUAUAAUCUCUACAACAAUUAUGCUACGAGAGUUGGAUUUAGUGUUCGGAAGGGACAAAAGAGAUACAAUACAAAAAAAGUUCUGCGGCAAUUUAGUUAUCUUUGUUCAAAAGAAGGUUUUCGACUAGAUAGUGAUCCUUCGGAAUUGAGCAAGGUUAGCAAAUUAGAGACAAGAACAGGUUGCGAAGCUAGCAUUCGAUUUGCAUUCCAAGAUAAAGAUGAUACAUGGAAAGUUUCUCAUUUUGUUCCUGAGCAUAACCAUGAACUUGCUAAGCCAAAGGAGAGGCAAUUUUUGAGAUCAAAUAGAAAAGUUUCAGAUUCAAAUUUGGGUGUCAUUAAAACAAUGGUGGGUGCAGGAAUAAGGACCACAAAUACAUAUUCUUAUUUAGCAGAAGAAGUUGGAGGGUCUCAAAAUGUUGGUUUUACAAAAAGAGAUUGCUACAAUGUUGUGAACAAGGAGAAAAUGGCCAUGAUUGAAGCAGGGGAUGCUCAAAGCUUGAUGAACCUUUUCAAGCGCAAACAAGCUGAAGAUCCUAUGUUCUUUUACACAGUUCAAGUUGAUCAAGCAAACCGAAUGACAAACUUUUUUUUGGAGAGAUGGAAGGUCACGAAUUGA